AACGAUAAAGUAAAACUCCAAAUAAACCCUCCUCUCCUCGCCUCUCCUCUCUCGCAAGUCCACCAUCUUCCCCUUCCACUGUUUCUUCUGUUCUUUCUUCAACUCUCUCUUUCUCUCUCUUUCUCUCUCCUCCAUUUUCACAACAAUACAAAUAAUGAGUCGUUACGACUCUCGUUCUACUGACCCUACUUCCUACCGCGACCGUCGCAGUGAUUAUGGAACCUCAUCCGCCGGCGAAAAUGGUGGCGGAGGUCGAAUUGGGGCACCGGCUCCGAGGAGAGACUCUUCACCGCAACGGAAGUUGGAUUUAGAUGGAUUGACGCCUUUUGAGAAGAACUUCUAUGUGGAAUCCCCCUCCGUUGCCGCCAUGACUGACCGCGAUGUUGAAGAGUAUCGCAAAACAAGAGAAAUCACUAUCGAGGGCCGGGAUGUUCCAAAGCCUAUCAAAAGCUUCUCCGAUAUCGGUUUCCCAGACUAUGUCAUGGAAGAGAUUAAGAAGGCAGGCUUUACUGAACCCACUGCUAUUCAAGCUCAAGGAUGGCCGAUGGCCCUAAAGGGUCGUGAUCUAAUUGGUCUAGCAGAAACAGGAUCAGGGAAAACACUUGCCUACUUGCUACCUGCUAUAGUCCAUGUCAAUGCUCAGCCAAUUUUAUCUCCUGGUGAUGGUCCAAUUGUAUUAGUUCUGGCGCCAACUAGGGAACUUGCUGUACAAAUACAACAAGAAGCCACUAAGUUUGGCACUUCUUCAAGGAUUAAAAAUACCUGCAUAUAUGGCGGGGUUCCUAAGGGACCUCAAGUUCGUGAUCUCCAGAAAGGUGUCGAGAUAGUGAUUGCAACACCUGGAAGGUUGAUUGAUAUGUUGGAAUCCCACCAUACAAAUUUGCGUAGAGUGACCUACCUUGUGUUGGAUGAGGCAGAUCGAAUGCUUGACAUGGGAUUUGAACCUCAGAUUCGCAAAAUUGUGAAUCAGAUUCGACCAGACCGUCAGACACUAUACUGGAGUGCUACAUGGCCAAAAGAGGUUGAGCAACUAGCUAGGCAGUUUCUAUAUAAUGCAUACAAGGUUGUCAUUGGGUCUCCCGACUUAAAGGCUAACCAUGCAAUUCGUCAGAUUGUGGAGAUCCUCUCUGAGAAUCAAAAGUAUAAGAAACUAGUGGAUCUGCUGGAGGAUAUAAUGGACGGAAGUCGAAUUUUGGUGUUUAUGGACACUAAAAAGGGUUGUGAUCAGAUUACCCGGCAGCUUCGCAUGGAUGGUUGGCCUGCUCUUUCAAUUCACGGGGAUAAGAGCCAAGCAGAAAGAGAUUGGGUGCUGUCAGAGUUUAAAUCUGGCAAGAGUCCUAUAAUGACUGCUACAGAUGUUGCGGCUCGUGGUCUAGAUGUGAAAGACGUGAAAUAUGUAAUCAACUAUGAUUUCCCUGGUUCACUUGAAGACUAUGUUCACCGUAUUGGUAGGACAGGGAGGGCUGGGGCGAAAGGAACAGCAUACACUUUUUUCACAGCUGCAAAUGCCCGAUUUGCAAAGGAACUUAUUGCCAUUCUUGAGGAAGCUGGACAGAAGGUCAAUCCUGAGCUGGCUGCUAUGGGCAAAGGUGCUCCACCCCCUUUAGCUGGUGGUAUGACAGAACGGAGGAGCCGAUACAGUACCGGUCGUUCUUGGAGCUAAUAGAUAAUGAACAUACGAUGUUUAUUCCCCCUCGUUACAUUAUUUGUUUCCUUAAGCAUUCAGCUUCUGUAACUUAAUGCCGGGGUUAGACUAGGAUGAUGCUUCGGAUGGUUUUGGAAGGUUAUGGAGUUUCAGAUAGUGUCUUUGUAUAAAUACUGUAUCCAGAGGCUCCCGGUGCGCAUAGUUGCAUAGAUAUCUAAGUCGAUAUGAGACAGUGGAUGUAAUAGAGUUUUCAAAUCACACUAGUUCUCCUACCAACAAAGAGUGGUUCUUUGAUGCUCUCCUUUGUAGACGUACUUGAAUUUAUUUAGAAGAAUGGUUUUUUUUGGCUAUGCAAUUAAAGAAA
Spinacia oleracea (spinach) is the source of this 2009-nucleotide messenger RNA. RefSeq names its product DEAD-box ATP-dependent RNA helicase 20. The transcript is spliced from 10 exons. The record is from RefSeq and is a predicted model, not a curated record. Gene Ontology annotation, molecular function: RNA helicase activity; nucleic acid binding; ATP binding. Lineage: Eukaryota; Viridiplantae; Streptophyta; Magnoliopsida; Caryophyllales; Amaranthaceae. Bases 155 to 1663 code for a protein of 502 amino acids.